ACAAACCUUUUUGCACUCUAAUUUAUGGAUUUCUAAUUCGAUUAUUCCAUGGUAAAGUGAAUGAAUCGAAAAGGCUAAAAAUGUAUGCAUUUCGGAAGCAUGGAGUAACCGGAAUAUUUUGAAUCCAACAAAUCGGUUUAACAAAUUUCGGCAUGCCAUUAUUGCUAGCAAACCACCAGUCGAGUAUUGUUGCUGCUCAAGUGGCCUACGGCAUGUUACUGGAUUACAAUAAUAUUUACGUGAUGAAUAGACCAAACGCUGAUGGCAAACACAGUCGCAAGCAUUCCUACGAAUUAUCACCGCAAUCGCUGGUGGAAGACGAGAAAAUGCCUUCAUAUACCACAAUCACAAUGGAUGGGAGAGAGCAAAUGUCUGCCGAAAGAUUUUCCUACCAGCAUAAGCAGGUGGACUUUCAAAAUACCACUGAUCCCACACCUCUACAGCAACUAAAUAACAUUUUCGGCUUGCGAGCAUCCGAGCAUGGAACUGCCAACGCGAUCAACCUAACAUCAGCCGAAAUGCUAGAAACGGGAAAUUUUCAGUAUUUAAAUGUUGCCAUGCACUCGGAGAGGAAUCAAUAUGAGCACCUUUGUCGUGAAUUAUAUGGCAUUAAGACGGCGGCCCAGCUCUUUAAUUGCCGUGCAGAGGGGCUUCCUGAACAACAACACAAAUCUCUACUGUCAACCCGUGGCACAACUGACCUCAUCACCACCGGUCUACCGAGCCAAUUGGUUGAAGCGCCGUCAACAACUUCAACUUCGUAUGCACGCACAAAAGGUUCGGCGCUGCCAGCGUUGAUAUUUGAAGGUGAUACGAAUAAUUCAUCAAUGAAUAUCAGCCGUUCACAGCGCGCGGCUCUAUUAGCAGCGCCGACGAAUGAAAUAAGGCACGCUAUUGCUACCUCGGCGAAACUGCCCGGAGCGCCACAAACAACAAACACAACUGCCGCCGCAGCAUCAGCCACCACAGCGAAGGCAAGCGUCAUCGGUGGAGUUAGCGGUUUAGCGGUAGCCGAAAGUCCAGAAGUGGUAGCAGUGGAGGCGGCAACGACGAAACAGCCGACAGCGAUUUCCAGUCAAAACAAGCGGACUUCAUAUGGCCUGCAAAAUUUCAAUGAUAAUUCGAAGAACGUUGAGAGAAGCGCUUCAAAAUAUUGACGAGCUAAUAUGGUGAAGCGAAAAACGGAUAACCUAACUU
Messenger RNA from Ceratitis capitata (Mediterranean fruit fly), 1197 nucleotides. RefSeq lists its product as uncharacterized. Bases 153 to 1157 code for a protein of 334 amino acids. The record is from RefSeq and is a predicted model, not a curated record. The transcript has 3 exons. Lineage: Eukaryota; Metazoa; Arthropoda; Insecta; Diptera; Tephritidae.